This is a messenger RNA of Rhagoletis zephyria (snowberry fruit fly), 1358 nucleotides long. RefSeq names its product Origin recognition complex subunit 6 (gene Orc6). The record is from RefSeq and is a predicted model, not a curated record. Gene Ontology annotation, cellular component: nuclear origin of replication recognition complex. Gene Ontology annotation, biological process: DNA replication initiation; DNA replication. Gene Ontology annotation, molecular function: DNA binding. Lineage: Eukaryota; Metazoa; Arthropoda; Insecta; Diptera; Tephritidae.
AAAAAUGCAUUUUUACAGGAUUUUACACGAAAAGUAUUGGAUCAGAGCUCUUGAUUCGCUGGAAAACGAACGAAUGGUAAGCAAAUCAAGGAAAACAACGAAAACCGAACCACACCCCGCUAACACCCCUCUCCCAAUGGACAGACCCUGUUGCAGUUGCGAACUUCCUGGGCCUCCCCUUAGCUGAACCAGACGAGGAGGUGCACUGUUAAACUGAAGGUAUUCCAAAACGAAGAAUUUCCCUAUCGAUCCAACUGAUCAAGUAAUCACGCAUCAUGAAUACUCCCAAUUGUUAACUCUCGUGUUUCUAUUUUGACAUAUUUAUCUUAAUUCUCCUUUCAUGUUAUUUUCGCGCGCCAAUAAGCCGGCACAUGUGAAGCGCAAAAUUGCGUUUUUCACGAAAACCCAUAGCUUGUUUUUGUUUAUCAUAUCGUCUAGAACAGCAUAUUUUAACAAAACAAAAGUGUAAAUCAGGGGCAAAGUCAUGGCCACAUUAAUUGAACAAAUGCUUGGCAAAAUGGGUCUGCGCGAUGAGCCCAGCAUGCAAAGCAAAACGCUGGAACUACUGCGUCUGCUAGAGUUGCGUUCUGCCAAUGUUCCAUUGCAGCUAAAUGAAUAUGCAAAAACUGUGUUGUGUGUGGAUGUUGCUGCCGAGCUGGUCGGCAUAGCUUUUGAUAUGGAACAAGCUCUCAAGCUAUCCAGUUUACGCAAAUCGCAUUACACAAAACAUAAGAGAAUGAUUGAAAAAUUAUUGGACCUGAAUAAAAUUGUUGGAGUGAAUGAUAUCUGCGUGCAAUUAAAUAUGACCGAAGUUUCACAAAAGGCCAACGAAUUGUUGGAACUGUAUAAAACUGUUAUGAAAGAAGAAAGUGCUGGUGACGAAAACGAUUUGAUACAUCCUCAAUAUGCAGCGAUGGCUGUUUUUCAGGCUGCUAAAAUGUUAAAGCAUAAAGUCUCCAAAUCAAAAAUAUUGAGCUUUAGUAAUUUGCGUCCAACACAGUGGCAACAGCUCGAACUGCGAUGGAAUAAAUUUUUGACCAAACAUUACAAGGACAAAACCGAUAAGAAGCUAAAGACGCGUCUAGUAGAAUUAAUUGAAGAUAGCGAAAACUCUGUAGCCAACGCAAAGUGUUGUGGUGAUAGUACAAAAAGAUCGGCCCCUGCUGUGGAAGAUUACGAAAAAUGGAAGAAACGAAUUUUACAUAUGGCAGAAGAGCAGUUGAAAGAACAACUUAAUGAAAAAGAAAACAACGAUUUGGAUAAGGAAAAUAUCAUUUUAGGACUGUAAAAUAAAAGCUUUCAAAUACUUAAAUAUAAAACGCGUUUGACGCACAAAUUUUGAUUAUUUUAAAGAUAUC